Messenger RNA from Heterobasidion irregulare TC 32-1, 2813 nucleotides. RefSeq lists its product as uncharacterized. The record is from RefSeq and is a predicted model, not a curated record. The transcript has 5 exons. Gene Ontology annotation, molecular function: magnesium ion transmembrane transporter activity. The coding region runs from base 406 to 2100 and encodes 564 amino acids. Gene Ontology annotation, biological process: magnesium ion transport. Gene Ontology annotation, cellular component: membrane. NCBI's taxonomy places the organism in Eukaryota, Fungi, Basidiomycota, Agaricomycetes, Russulales, Bondarzewiaceae.
GGGGGGGGGGGGGGGGAGCUUACCCUGUGGGACGGCCGUCGUACUCGAGGAGGACGUGGUCGAGCUGGAGGACGCGGGUCGGGGUGGAGAGACACUUUGGGUGGAGGGCCUUGGCGUCGAGGAAGGGCCCAAAGGGGGUCUCUGUCAGACGGGCGAGGACCUGGCGUGCGCUCAUCGCAGGACGCGUGCCGCACUCGACACUCGACGCUCGAUGCUCGACGCGGGGAUAGCUGCCGCCGGCUGCGCGGCCAUCGCCGAACCACGCUAGCAGGCGCCCAGCCGCCCAUUCCAGUCGUGCUCCCGCCCGCUCCGUCCGUCUCUUCUCCCUCCACCCAUUUCACCUUGCUCGCUUUCCAUCUCAACUCUCUCACACUCUCCCCCUCUUCCCCCCGCUCUCCCCCCGCCAUGGGCGACGCACACAUCCCCGUCGUCGCCGGCAUCGUCGUCGGCCUCCUCGCGUCGUGCGUGCAGUCCCUGGGGCUCACCAUCCAGCGCAAGAGUCACGUCCUCAACCAGGCCCUCCCCGACGGCCAGCAGAGGGUCGAACAUCGCAGACCGCUAUGGCUCCUCGGUUUCUCCAUUUUCAUAUCCUCAAACGUGCUCGGCUCUCUCUUCCAGAUCGCAUCGCUCCCCGUCGUCAUCCUCGCUCCGCUAGGGGCCGUGUCCCUGCUCUGGAACGCCUUCUUCGCCCGCCUCCUCCUCGGCGACGUCUUCUCGCCCUGGAUGAUCAUCGGCACCCUCCUCAUCGCAGGAGGCGCCGUCCUCAUCGCCUACUUUGGCAUCGUCCCCGAGCCCACCCACUCGCUCGAGGACCUGCUCGUGCUCUUCCGCCGCCCCGCCUUUGUCGCGUACUUUUCGCUGCUCGCCGCUGCCGUCGUCGUGUGCUUGGCCGUCACGCACAUUUGUGAAUUCUCCUACAAGCGACGCGCAAUCAGCCUGCCCCCCUCUCCCCCGCUAUCUCCGCUCCUUCUUUCGACCAAUUCCUCAACAGACCUUACCACAGAACGCACGCCUCUCCUCGAUCGCAAGCCGCGCGCCCUGCGCUCCUCCGCUUCGUCUUCCAUAACGUCCCCCCCGCGCGGCCUGGGUUUCCCCCCCUCGCGGCCCUCGCGGACGCCGCUCUUUCUCGCGCUCUCGUACGCGUCGACCUCGGGCACCCUGUCCGGCAUGUGUCUGCUUUUCGCCAAGUCGGGCGUGGAGCUGCUCUUGCUGACCCUGGGGGGCUCCAAUCAGUUCUGGCGCUGGCAGGCGUGGGUGCUGCUCCUGGGCCUCGUCGCGUUUGCGCUCCUGCAGCUGUGGUACCUGCACAAGGCGCUCAUUCUGGCCGAUCCCACGAUCGUCUGCCCUCUGGCGUUCUGCUUCUACAACCUGUCUUCGAUCGUGAACGGCCUGGUGUACUUUGACCAGAUCGCGCUCCUUCCGACGUCGCAUCUGCUGCUCGUGGUCACCGGCAUCGCGGUCCUCCUCGCAGGCGUCUGGGUCGUCAGCUUCCACGCAGGGCCCGGCGUCGACGUGGGCGCGUGGACGGAGGAGGAGGAAGCGGCGGCGGCGGCGGGGGACGAGGAGCUGCGAGAGGCGACGCCGGACCGGCGCGCGUCGAGUUUGGCCGCGGACGCGGACGUGGAGGCGGCGCUGAUCGUGGAAGAGCCGCUCGAGAUGCCGCUCUCGCCUAGGAGCGCAGGGCGGCGCGAGGCAACGCUGCUGACGGCCGGGAGCACGCGGCGGCGGCGGCGGCGGCCGACGAUCGGGACGGGGCACGCGCAGGGGGCUACGGAGCACGGGGCGCUGUCGCCGCCGUCGACGGGGACGGCCGGGUUCUCGAUCGGGCUGUCGCCUGUGAGCCCUGGGUUCGCGCUGGUGCCGCGGGAGCGGCGGAGGCGGGUGAGCGGGAGCGUCGGCGGGGGAGAGGGGGGCGGGGAGCAUGUGAGACGGGGGUGGACGGACGUGGUGCGGCGGAUGCGGGUGCGGAGGGCGGUGAGCGAUGGGGGCGUGGAUGCGGUUGCGGAGGCGGGGCUGGACGGGGGGAGUGCGGAUCACGCGAAUGCGAAGGGGCGGUGGCGAUGGCUGCGGGGGUGGGUCGCGCGGGGGAGCGAGGGCUAGAGCGCGUCGGACGCGAGGAUAUUUCUGGUGGCGGAGGGACAUGUAUAUAUUUCGUUCGGUGGACGAGGCGCGCAGAAGCACAAGCGCGUAUGUACAUGCAUGCAGACUAGAUAGUGUAGCUAGUAUGGAGAACUACAGCAGUCUUAAUGGACCAGGGACGUGUCGUGGUACUACGGUGAGCGCGGUUGUGGAUCAGGAACAUGUCGCAGGUGGAACCCCGUCGAGACACGAAACGCGCGCGAGAGGCGAGAGCAGGUCUAUUCAGGUCAGAAAUCGGCAGGAGGCUAGGAACGAGGUACGUGGGUUGUACGACAUUGGAGGUCGCACGCGGCAAGCGAGAGCGACGAUGCGGGUGGGGCAUUCGUUUGCAGGAACCAGGCUGGCGUUUUAAACAGUCUGUUGGCCGGGAUGGCCGGGCGAGGUCGAGGAGGUGCCGCAGGUGCCGCAGAGGCCUCAGACGAGGUGUUGCCUUGCCAAUACGGCGGCGAAUCGGACAGUUGGGGAGCAGCCCGGGGGAGCGGCGCGCGGAGAGAGAGGCCGCGACGGGACUGCUGCCCGAUGGGGGAGUCAUCAGGAGUUGUGCGGAGGGGCCGCAUUCGCGCCGGGGGGGACGCCACGACGUGCGGGGGGCGGGGGCGGGGGCAGGCGAGAACGUCGAGGUGGGUGGGGGAGGGAAGGGGCUGCGUGGGAGGAGUCGGCGAGGAAGGGCGCGA